Patella vulgata (common limpet) is the source of this 2230-nucleotide messenger RNA. Its product is annotated as D site-binding protein-like. Gene Ontology annotation, molecular function: RNA polymerase II cis-regulatory region sequence-specific DNA binding; DNA-binding transcription factor activity, RNA polymerase II-specific. Gene Ontology annotation, cellular component: nucleus. Lineage: Eukaryota; Metazoa; Mollusca; Gastropoda; Patellidae. The coding region runs from base 595 to 1377 and encodes 260 amino acids. The record is from RefSeq and is a predicted model, not a curated record. Gene Ontology annotation, biological process: regulation of transcription by RNA polymerase II. The transcript has 2 exons.
UUGAAACAAGGAGAAAUUCACCUCAAGCAUAUUCAGUCCGCCCAAUCCACGCCGAGAAAAAUCUACCAUAAGCUUGUGUUUUGCAGACUGUUUACAUGACUGGUCAAGCUGAGGUCAAGAUGACCCCUUGACCAAACCAAAACAAGAACGCUGGAAUACCCUUCUUCUAUUCUCUUGUUAUAUUUUUGUCUUCGCGCGUUCCGAGUUAAGAGUGCCAAUAUCUAUAACAUUUACCAUGGUGUGAUCUUAUGCAACAGCUCGGCAUGAAGAUCAUUUCAAUUAUUGGACUGACCGUUGUGAAUUAUCCAAUGCUUACUGACAUGGCUGUAACUGCCAGCUCAUAAAAAUAGUAACAGCGGUCGACGUCAUCAGAGCGGCGCUUUAUGCAGUAAUUGUGCAAGAAGGUCAUUGAGAGUUCACGCAUUGCAAACAUCUAUAAGCAUGGGCAGUAGUGAGUAGCCACAUCAGUCUAGCAGACGAGUUGUGUAUGAAACGGUCAUCGAGUGGUCAGUCUUAACAUUUUGUGGCCUAUUUGGCUUUAAUCAUAUCUAAUAGUGGAUUAUUUUUAGCUGUGUUUUAUACAACUUUUUCAUCAUGACGGACGUUGUUUUAGAUUUAAGUAAACCCUCCGUUGUGGCACCGAAACUAGAAACCCAGGAAACUGAACCCGUAACUGAGUUUGGAGGUAGCAGUGACUCAGGUCGGGCUUCUAUUGGUUCUGUGAAUUCGGAUAUACCGGACCCGAGAGAUGAUCGAAUGAGCGGCAGUGAUGAUGUUAAUUCCUCAUCUCCCAGUCAUCGAAACAUGCACGGCGCCUUUACCAGUGCAUCCCUCCCGUCCCCCGGGCAUUCUAGUGCCGAUGAAGAUGGACCAAGAGGCGAGCCGAACGGAGAUCGUGUCGCACCUAUCAGACCUUUCAAAAUGUAUCCAAUGGAUCCAUUUACUCUUUAUUCUAAUCCAGUAAUGGCUAACGCCGCUGCAGCAUCGGCGGCAAGUUUUCAUCCAGCAGGUUCUAUACCGGGGGCGGGUUUGGGUCAGAUGACGGCCUCCAUGGAUUCCCCUCUCGGUCUUACGCUAACUCCCUUAACCUCGCACUUUUUACAACGAAAAAGACGCCAAGAUGGCAAAGAAAUCGACGGUUUGGGUAAAAAAGCAAAACCAGUGCCAGUUGACAAAAAAGACGAUUCUUAUUGGGAGCGGAGGAGGAAAAACAACGACGCAGCAAAACGAUCAAGGGAUUCCCGCAGAAUGAAAGAAGAAGAAAUAGCUAUGAGGGCUGCAUUUUUAGAACAGGAAAAUCUCAAACUCCGAGCGCAAGUGGCAAUUCUGAAAAAUGAAACUACAAAGUUACACUAUAUGUUAUAUAACCGUUGUUGAAAGAACUCAUUGAGAGAGAAAAAAAACUUAAAUUGAACUAUAUGGAUCGGGAAUCCUAGUGAAUAACAAUAAAAUAACUCGAGUGAAUAUACCGGUUAUGACUUAUAUGUGUAUCGCCAUGAUUCAUUGUCAUUGAAGGACAUUGCCAGAGGAUGGGGUUAAUAUUGUUUGUUAACGAAUACCGUUCAUGUUGGUGAAUCAAAGACUGUCCCAAAAACGUCACGAAACAAUAAUUUGAUAUAACAGACAGGACAUUAUAACUGAUUAUUAACUGCAACAGAUAACUUAUUAAUUUACUAAAAUUGUUAUCUGUAGAUUUGAUGUAUCUUUUGGUGAUUUCUUCAUGGAAUCAACAUAGCAACUCAGGUGUUCUUGUAAAUAUAUUUUAUAUUCGUUUUUCGAUGAUCGAAAUCUCAAACCGGACGAAUUUUCUUCUUUUUUUCGACAAUGCGGAUAUUAUAUGACAACUUCAUUCAUCAAGUGCUAAACCAACAUCGGAGUGCCUAUGGUUCAUUUGUAUCGUCAUAAAUGCAGCCAUAAAAUUGCAUUUUGUGUGAUUGUUAAUUGUUUUCUUUAUGUUAUUAUUAUUUCAUUUUUUUUAUCAUUUCUUUUUUUAGAGAUACAAAUAAACGAAUCUCACUCAUGACGUGCUAUCUGUAGAGUUAAAGGUUUUGUGUAUAAGUAUAAUAGAAGUGCUAAUUAUAAUUUUAGGGUAUCUUGUUGUUAGCAGCCUAAUAAAUUUUCGGUAAAUUUUCUUUUCUAAUAACGUGGCUUUCCUCUUCAAGAUGAUAAGUCAAAUAUUUAAAUUCGAGGAGAUAAUUUAUUCGAAAUCAGUUUUGUUUAAAAAUAUGAU